AUGGCCGCCCUUAUGCGGCUGCUGGUUGAGGCCACAGGGCCGCCUCGCGGGGACGACAGGGGCGGUGGCAGCGCGAGCGGCAGCUCUGAGCCGCUCUGGCUGGCGGCUGCCGCAGAGGGGGACCGCGCGCAGACGGCGCGCUGGGCCGCCGUGCUGGCUGAUGGCGCGAUGACGCUUGUCAGCAUUCGCGCUCUCAACGCAAGGGGCCGCGACGACGCCGACAGCAGGCAGCGGCGGCGCUCUGCCCUGACGCUUGCCGAGGCAUUCAGCGCCUCGCCCGGCGCCGUGGCGGCCUUGAUUGCCGCGGCGGCAACCGAGGAGUCCCUGCGGCGGCCGGACGGCGCAGUUUUUGACAUGUUCUGGAUGAUGAGCCGGAUUCCGAGGUUUGUGGCGCCACUCAAGGUCCAAGAAGAGGUGAUGACCCGCGUCGCCGUGCAGCUGGAGCCGUGCGCGGCUGAAGCCGCGGCGCUGGCCUGCGGGGCCCUGCGGGCGGAGCUGGCCGGCGGCCGCAACGGCUGCAUCCUGCCCCUGGGGCUUCUGCAGUUUCUCAGUCUCAGCGCCGCCGGCGCGGUUGCGCUGCUGCGGCUGCCGCCGGGCGAGGGGCUUGACCUGUUGGCACCCUUGCUCAUGGCGCGGGAGCGCCGCGACGGCCGCCGCGGCGGGGCACGCGGCGGCAGCGACACCCAGCAAAGCUCCGCGGCAGGCGCACGGCUGGGCCGGCCAGCCGGCGCAGCAAGCUUGGCUGAGCUCCCCUUUGAUGGCAGCAUUCUUCAUGCGAUCUGCAGUGUUUUCACCCACGCAUCAAAAGCAAGGUGGGAUGACGAGCAGGCCGGCACCGAGGCCGCGCAAAGCGCCCGGCCGAGCACAGCAAACGGGCCCACUGACCCCGCGCGCGCGCGGGACGCGGUGGCGGCGCUCACGGGGCCGCUGCUGGAGGUCGCGGCCGGGCGGGGCGGCGCUGCGGGAUUGCGCGGCGAUCCCAGGCUGCGCAUGACUUUUCUUGCCCUGCAUGCCUUGGAGCAGAGCGUUUGGAGCAUUGGGGUCAUCGGCCAGGGGGCUCAGAUGGCUGGAGUGCACCCCAGCAGCAGCAGGAGGGGGCCCGCGCGCCAGGUUGGAAAUGAGGGCGAGGGCGAGGACUUUGCAUUUCCCAUUUAUUUGCACGCCGGCUCGGCGGCGACCCUGGCUGGGGUUCUGCAGGCAGCGCUUGAGGCCGCAGCCAGCAGUGACACCGGCCGCGAGGUCGUCGCUACGGCUGCUGCACUGUUGAACACAGCCGCCCAGACGGGCUGCGGGUCGGCGCACGCCCAGUGGUGCCGCGACGCAAUCGCGGCGGGGCUGCCCUCGCUGCUGCUGCGCGCGGCCGUGCAGAUCUCAGCUCAGCAGGACGACCCCAUCUCGGCUGCCAAGGCAUCCAUUGCCGCGUGCCUGAUGGCGUACAUGGAAGGCGGCUGCUCGUGCGUGGUCGACCUGGCUGCGCGUCCCGGGGCCGCAACCGCCGUCGUGGGCGCGCUACUGCGCUGCGCGGCUGCGACGCGGGCGGGCGGCCCCGGGGCCAGCAGUCGCGACUGCCUGCUCAUGGCGGACGGCGCGGGAAUGGCUGGGCUGCUGCUGUCAAUGAUGGCAGCUGCUGCCUGCGAGGAUGACGCCGAGGCCAGCGAUGCGGCAGAGCAGCAGUGUCAGCAUGUGGAGGAGACCGUUUGGGGCAACCUCAAUGACAACAUUGAGAAGGCGCAUUCGGCGGCCGAGGCCGCGCUGCUGCGGCUGGGUGCAGCCGGGGGGCGAGGUGGCGCGCUGGCGGCGGACGCGGCAGCUGCCCUGGGCUUCCUGCGGCGCCGCGAGGCGCCGCCGCCGCUGUCUGGACCGGGGGCCCUACUGCAGGCCGGCGGUCGGCGCUGCUUGGCGUGCGGCAAGGGGCGUGGCCGCGGGGUGACGCUCAGGCGCUGCAACGGCUGCAGGGCGGAGGGCGUGUUCUACUGCUCGGUGGAGUGGUGA
Messenger RNA from Monoraphidium neglectum, 1992 nucleotides. RefSeq lists its product as hypothetical. The transcript is spliced from 2 exons. The coding region runs from base 1 to 1992 and encodes 663 amino acids. The record is from RefSeq and is a predicted model, not a curated record. Lineage: Eukaryota; Viridiplantae; Chlorophyta; Chlorophyceae; Sphaeropleales; Selenastraceae.